AUGUCGCUCGGCAUACCUCCCUCACGCAUUGUGAUUCUCGGACAAAGUCUCGGCACCGCAGUCGCUUCAGCCGUAGGAUUGAGUUUCUCAGACCCGACUUCUGAACUCUUGCCUCAACCUAUAUCCAGCGGCAAAGUCGAGACGGCAAGAUUCAGAAGCAUCAUUUUGGUUGCACCAUUCGCCUCUCUACCGGAUCUUUUGCUCAGUUACCGCAUUGGAGGCUUGGUUCCCGUCCUGGCACCUCUCCGCCACUCGCCCUUCCUCGUCCGCAUGAUUUCGAAGUAUAUCCUUGAUACAUGGCCCACUGGUCUUCGCCUCAAUGCCUAUGUAUCCGCUGCUGCUUCUGUGGCAUCUGAGGACAACGGUGCGGGAAACGUGCAUAUCUUGCACGCGCGCGAUGAUCAGGAUAUUGCUUUUGCGCAGACGGAGAAGCUGUUUGCAAUGGCUGUUGGGAAAGAGGUUGAGGUUCUGCCUUUGGGGGUUAGAGAGGUGGUCGGGGAGGGUAGGGUCAAGGUUAGAGUUGAGAUGUUGGAGUAUGGGAUGCAUAAUCGGGUUGUCACGUAUGCUCCUGUUGGGUUGGCUGUCAUGAGGGCUUUUGAAGGUGUGUAG
Aureobasidium uvarum is the source of this 609-nucleotide messenger RNA. Lineage: Eukaryota; Fungi; Ascomycota; Dothideomycetes; Dothideales; Saccotheciaceae. The record is from the annotation of a GenBank genome assembly.